This is a messenger RNA of Chlamydomonas reinhardtii, 5055 nucleotides long. RefSeq lists its product as uncharacterized. The transcript is spliced from 7 exons. The record is from RefSeq and is a predicted model, not a curated record. Bases 326 to 3139 code for a protein of 937 amino acids. NCBI's taxonomy places the organism in Eukaryota, Viridiplantae, Chlorophyta, Chlorophyceae, Chlamydomonadales, Chlamydomonadaceae.
CUUUAAGCAAACAUGUUGCCGGUCACUUUCUCACUGGCGCUCCCUCGCGCUCACAGCGCUGGGCCGGGAUGAGGUCACUUGCUCAUAAUGUGGCAUACCGUGGUAUCAUGUAUUCAUAACAAUUUGAACCCCGUAUAUGCAUUACAUGGCAUUGGAAACUCCGGGUGGCUCUAACUGAGGUGCGACGCUCCCCGCGUUGACUCCUCUACUUUAUCAGCCUGAGGCUAAUCUUCCGAGUAGAUGAAUUCCUUUUAAUAUACAGGAUAGCGCUAUAACGUAAGGCUUUGGCCAAAACGAGUCAAGCGUAAUUCCUGGUUGAAUUAAUAUGGAGCCAGGCGCUGUCGCGGGCCUAGCAAUUGGCGUUCUGCUAGCUGUGGUAGCUCUACCAGCGCUAUUGCUGCUAUGUGGACAAAGGCAGAGGGAGGCGCCAGUGCCCGGCGUGGGGCCCUCCAUGGCAAACCGCAUGGGGGCGCGCGGCCCUGGCGGACGGUCCGUCGCUACAGCCCUCGACCCCCUGCUACAGCCGGACUGGGCUGCCAAACAGGAAGCCAUCAAGGCGCACCAGCGGCAGCAGCUGGCGGUGACUGUGGCUGUAGCCAAGUCGACGCAGGGGGGCGGCGGAGGCAAGGGGAGCGUGGCGAUGGAGAGGGAGGAGGUGAUCAAGAUGGUGCUGCGGCAGCCUUCGACCAUGGCCGACAAGUACGCGCUGCCCAGCCACCUCACCAAACAGCUGGGGCAGAACUCGCGCCGCUCGGUGGCCGCGGUGUCGGCUGUGAGCUCACGGAAGGGCAGCGGCUCCAGCCAGGGCGACCCCAACGGCAACUCGCCACGCGUGGCAGCGCUGGCUGCCGCCGCCGCGGAGGGCGCCGCCGCCGCCGCCGCCGGUGGCGCGGGGUUUGGUGGCAUGGGCGGCCCCCGCCGCUCGCCGCAGCCCUCACCGUUGCGUCGGCCCGACGCAGCCGCCUUUGCUGGAUUCGGCGGCAGCGGCGGCGGCGGCGGCGGCAGUGGUGCGCCGUCGGGGCACGCGUCAUUCCACUACUCGCCGAGCACGGUCCAUGCCAACAGCAUUCACGUUCGCACGUCGGGCGGCGGCACGGAAACCGGUUACGAUGACGGCAGUCCGGUUACGCCCACACCUGACGGCUUCAGCCCUAACGCCAGCUUCAUUAAGGGCCGGUCCGUUGUGAAACGGUCGGGCACCAGUCGCCUACUGGUGUCGAGCUCGGCAGCUUUGGUAUAUCCAGUGGCGGGACCCAAUGAAGUCGAAGGUGGCAGCGGCGGCGGCGGCGGCGGCGGCGGCGGCGGCGGCGGCGGCGGCGGCGGCGGGAGCGGGGAGGUGGAGGAGGUGCAGGUGCUGAACGAGGAUGAGUCGGUGUUCAUGACUGCAGUGGCGGCGGCGGCGGCGGCGGGCUAUGGCGCUCUUCCGGAGGGCCGCCAGGCGGCUCCCCUCGGCGGCGGCGGCGGCGGCGGCGGCGGCGGGGUUGCGUUUCUGCCGCAGGCGCAGCGGAGCAAUCUGGACAUUCACGUGGGAGGGGCGCACACACCCCGAGGCAGCAGCUCGGGCGUGGCUUGGCCCGGGCUCAGCGGCGGCUCAGGUACGGCGUCGCCAGCCAGUGGCCGCGCGCCGCCGCCGCCGCAGACGCCGCGCAUGCCAAGCCAGCUCAGCAGUCCGGCGGCAGCGGCGGCGGCGGCGGUGGCGGCGGCGGGGUACGGCCAUGCCGGCCGCGGUAGCAGCCUCAGCGGUGGCUACAGCGCCGGCGGCGUUGCUGGCGGCGGCGGCAGCGGCGGCGGCAGCGGCGGCGGCGCCGCCGCCGCCGCGCUGAUCUCCCCAAUGAUGCUGUCCAACGCUCGCGGCGGCGGCGGCGGCGAUUACUCUUUGGUGAUGGGCGCCGCCGCUUCUUACGGCAACGGUAACGGCUACGGUGCCGUCGGCGGCGGCGCCAUCAGCGCCAGCGAGCACGGCGGCCUGGCGGCGGCGGCGACGGCGGGGCUUGGCGGCGGCAGCGGCGGCGCCCGAGGCACCACCGGCAGCGGCGGCAGUGCCAGCCCCGGUUCACGCAUGCUGGCGGCGCGCCCUUCCUUCACAGCCGCGUUCGCGUCGGCUGGCGGUGGCGGCGCCGCCGGCAGCCCCCGCGCCGGUUUCGUACACCCUGGUUUCGGCGGCGGCGGCGGGGGGGCCGCGCCGCCGCCGUCGCCGCGCUACAGCGCCAGUACGGGAUCCCAGGCUCAGUCGCUGUUGGCGGCGCGGCGGGGCGCCGGCUCCCACGAUGGGAUGGAGAUCACGGCGGCGGCGAUGGCGCCGCCGCUGCCGCCGAAGCAACAGAGCCUGGCGUCGCUCCCUGGCUUUGCUUCUGGCGAGGACGAGCAUGCGGAGGAGAUUGGGCCGGGCCGCGGCGGCGGUGGCGGACGGAGCGCGCCGUACGGCGCCACCUCCGCUGCCUACAUUGGCGGCGGCGGCGGCGGCGGCGGCGGCGGCGGGGGAGCCGCGGGGUUCCUGAAUGCUACGCGUGGGACCCGUGGCUCCUCAGUGCCACUGGUGCCUGGCACCCCAUCAAGGCUGUCGGGCUCUGGAGCCCGGGCUGCAGCCGACGUGGCGGCAGCGGCGGCGGCGGGCACGGGCACAGCGGCCGGACGCGCGGCCGCCGCCUUCCGCGGCGCAGGCGGCGGCGGCGCCGCCGCCGCCACGCACCACCAGCUGCAGCAGCAGCACUCAGCGCAACCGGCGCAGUUUGGCGGCUUGGCGGCGGCAGGCGACGGCGGCCGGCAGUUUUCCACAUGGAGCGGCGGCGCCGCAGCGGCGCCGGCGGCGGGGGCCGCCGCCAGCGCUGCCGUCCUGGCGGCGGCGGCGUUGCCGCCGCCGCCGCAGCACCACCACAAGCACGCCUUCGCGCCGCCGCCGCCGACGACGACGGCGACUGGCGGUGCCUACCCUGCGGGCGCGGAGGCUGGUGAUGGCGAUGGCAGCGGCGACGGUGGUGGCGGUGGCGGCGGUGGGGGUGGCGGCGGUGGGGGUGGGGGUGGUGUGGCAGCAGCGCCGCAAGCAGUGGCGGGCAGCAGGGCGGCGAGGGCGGCGGCGCUGCUAGCUCGGAACAGGAGCAACCUGAGUCGGCUGACUCAGCCCGCGGGGGGCGUGCAGUAGGCAGGGUGGGGUUGGGGGCGGGGGGUAUGUUUGCGAAGAUGAAACAAAUGCACAUGAUGCCAGAGUAGGUUGUGGCCAGCGUAUGUAGCAGACAGGGUGGGAGGCUGUCAGGUUUGCUCAGAGAGGGGCAUGGACUCGUGGAUGCAGUCCACGGGUGCCGCGUGCGAGCGGGGUUGCGGUUUUGUUUUGUCGCUGUCUCCAUCGACAGCAUUGCGGUUGCCCGUCUCGGUGUGCUUGUGUGUGCUUGUGACAACGGCUUGCAUGUCUGUAGAAGGCGUGCGGCUGCGUGGCCCCUUCAUUUGAGGUCUGAGUCACGGGUACCUUGCAUUGUUGACUCCUCCGGAGUGAAGUACCGUAUGAGCGUAAGAGGAGAAGACAACUUCUCACGAUGAUUUAGUUGGUUUGGCAAGGAGUGCCGUACACCUACGAGGCGCUGAGAACAUCUUCUAGUGAUUCUCUUUCUACCUGUCCCAUGUUGGGUUUUUUCAAGCAUUUUCAAUGUUGUGCCGUAUUUAUUCUGCUGUUAUGGCUGAUGUGACUACUUGCCGCCCGCCCACCGGUCUGCGGGAGGUGGGAGGCAACUGAGAGACGCAUCAUGGCCAUGAACUUGGGGUUUCAGGACUCAGCAUGGACUGUGGGACUCGCUUGCUUGCUUUGUUGCUCAACGUUGAGGCGUGAGAAGCGCAGAGAUCGCCGGGGUGAUUUGUGGAAUGCCAUAACGGCCUGAACUAGCCCCUUUCCGUCAACUGGCAAGCAUUGUGAUCAACGUAAUGAGUGUGCGAUGGGACAAGGUUAAGGCAGACUGGCGACGUCCCGUAUGGUGCGGCUGAUCAACGUAAUGAGGGUUUGCGCACGCACUACCGGUACUGCUGUGGCACGUGUGUCGGGAACUCGGGAAGUGCUCGGGGGGUGGGAGCCUGGGAGGGAGACGCCUGGGCCAGUGGGGCACCCCUGCCAUUGGCGUGUGCAUAUCCCGGUUGGGCCCUGAUAGCGUUUUUUGGGCUGAGCCCCCUGAGCGAAGCGAUCCAGGGGGCGCGAAGCCCCCCAGGAUUGCCCCUGCGUUGACAAAAAGUACCAUACUGGCACAAACCGCGAGCGCCACGUAUUAUUACUUGCUAUUCCCUAUUGUAGAAAAAUAGGCCGCAGGGCCGGAGCGAGAAGCGACCUCGCGAGUCCAUGGACAUCUUGACUUUCUUCAGUCCGCGAGUAUAGCUCUCGGGCCCUGAAUAUCUUACAUCCAUGUAUCAAAACAUGUCGACGUCAAGCGCUUGGGGCAAGAAUGUCGAAAGUUUGUGCAACAGCCGAACCAUGCGUGCCGAUCCCGCCUUAAUUAUGUCGCGGCCCCGGAUUACGCGCCCGAGCCCCACUAGCCGUUUGUGGUGCUUGUGAGGGAUUUGGAAUGAGGUAUCACGGGCUCAUGUGUGGAGUGGCGUGGACAGGGCGUGGCGGUGCCUUUGGUAUGCCCCUUUGCCAGUCCCGCUGGGCUUGCAAGGGUGCUGUUUAUGUCGCCGGUACCCAUCGUCACAUCCCUUGCUCUAGGGGCUCAGCCCAUUUUCCAGCUGUACAAAGCUGACACCCCUUGUUCAAGCACGUCAAUAGCAUGUGAUGGCUCGGCGUCUUCGGGUGCUGGGACUGUCCCCUCUGUAACAUAUGCAUUCAUAUCCCGGCCAUUGGGGUUGGAAGCGGGGGGGUGGAAAGGCACCGUGCGGCCGCAGGCAUCCCGGCUUGCCCUGUCUUGCCCCGUCAUAUGCACGGUAUUACCGUACUGACGCUUGAAAUUUUAUCUCUAAUAAUUUUAGCGGUGCGCGGAGGGGCUGGUUUAUGUUUUUAACUUUUAUCCCGGGGGCCAGUCAGGUCUUGAAGUUUUAUGGGACGGAUGGCGGUGUGGCGUGCCACGCGUGUAACAGCCCUAACAC